UUGAAAGACUGCUAAGAAUAUCAUCCAUGGGAAAUCAGCAAUCCAAAACAAAAGUGAGGGGAAACACUAAAUUGUUUCCAUAUGUUCGUGUAAGCUCCUCACCUCCACCUUCUCAAUCACAACCUUUGCUUGCCUCUGAUGAACAUUUGAAGACAAGCAAUUCAAACUUAACUUGUCGAAUGUGCUCUGAAGAUUCUAAAAAGGAGAUUGAAACUAUGCGUAAAUCGUUCACUGAUCUGGCUAAAAAAGUAGAUGAACUUGAAAAAAAGCAAUGCAAAGACAACACGGCUGACAUUAAAAGGAUCGAUAAGAUAAUUGCCGAACAAGAUAAACAAAUAAAGAGGUUGAAGGAGAAGCUUGUGGAACAACAUGAACAAAGAAAUACAGCAUUAGUUGAGAUAAAUGCAACAUCGGAAAACACAAUAAACCAAUCCAUACCAGAUCUCAUGUCCUUUGAGCCGGUAACUUGGGAUUUGUUACCAUCAUCAGUUGACAGUUUACAGGAGACGAAAGACUACUUAGACGAUUUUGCAGGGGGAAUGGUUAUCAUCAUCUUUUUACUUUCCAUACUUAUUGGACUGAACUUAUAGAGAAGUCUAGUUUCUUUGCAAUGUUUUCAAAUGAAAUAUGCUUGUAAUCAGAGAUAAAUAAUGGUUCACUUUCUUCAUGCAUAGUGUGUUGUUAUGACAAAAAUAUUAAAGAGAAUAAAUGUAAGUUGUUGAACAAAGACAAAAUGCUGUCAUAUGGUUUGAGUAAACUUGCAACUACGUGUGGAAUGAUUGACAUAACAUUGCAUCCAGAAUAGAAAUUCUCAAACAAAUGCAAAGUUUUUCCAAUGCUUGUGAAUUUCCUCAGUUCAAUAUGGACAUAGCAAAUCAUGAGAAAAUAGCAAACUUAACAUCAAACUCUAACUGCACAUUUUGAAAUGAAUAUAGAAGGGUGAAAAAUAAGGAGAUUCAGAAGAUAACAAGUGACGGAUGUAAAAGAAUGGAAAAUGUGGAUUUUGCUGACAUCUUGAAAGUCAGGCAUGUUA
Messenger RNA from Dioscorea cayenensis subsp. rotundata (Guinea yam), 1033 nucleotides. RefSeq lists its product as uncharacterized. The coding region runs from base 27 to 590 and encodes 187 amino acids. The record is from RefSeq and is a predicted model, not a curated record. The transcript is spliced from 5 exons. Lineage: Eukaryota; Viridiplantae; Streptophyta; Magnoliopsida; Dioscoreales; Dioscoreaceae.